AAAAAUACACAUAUGAAUAGCAUACUACACCAAAUAUCAUACCCAAUCUUUUUAAAUAUUUAUAAUUUAUUAGGGUUUUAUAACGUAUAUAUUUUUACAUUUCAUAAAAAUAAAAAAUUUAACUUUUUUUCAAAACUAAGGAAAUAAUUUAUAAACGUUGGGGGAUGGAGUGAAUAUUUUAUUUAUUUAAAUCUAUAACUUUAUUAUUUUAGAUUCUUCUUUAUUCGGAUUGAGUUGUGCUAUUUAAUACCACAAGUCACAGGUUUUUUGUUUGCCACUUAUAUCACCUCCCUUUCUUGUUAAUCUUUCUCGAUUUUGGCUCCCAGCUUUCACAAACACUUUCAAGGGGAGGCUGAUAAAUGGCGAAUUAUAGUAAUGAAGGUGAACACUAUUUAUCUUCACAAGAAAUAGAUGAGUCUUCAUCUAAUGAUAAGAAAUAUGGAGGACUUGUGCCCAAAAAGAAGCCCUUAAUCUCUAAGGACCAUGAGCGAGCUUUUUUUGAUUCAGCGGAUUGGGCUCUUUGCAAGCAAGGAGCAAUGAACCAAAAAACAACAGUAGCUGUGGAGUCGCUACGUCCUAAAUUGCAGAGAACACCUCACCAACAGCUACCUCCUCGUAGACCAGCUUAUACAUCAGGAUGAAAUUAUGUAAAUUAGGUUCUUCCUAUCCAUGCAGCUUAGUCGCUCACUUCCACGGAACUUAUAAAUAUAAGCGUUUAAACAAUAAUUAAGGCUGCUAGAUUUAUGUUUUCCAAUAUUUUCCUAUAUAUAUAAACAUUGUAUUGAGGAAGAUUUUUCGACAUUAAAGAUAGAUAUCAAUCUUGCAUUUAUAAAAUUUGUAUCAAAUAAUUCCAUAUAAAAAUUGUAUCACAUUGAAAGACUUUUUUAAGAAAGUAGUAUACUAGUAUUAAACAACAAUGUGAAAAAAGCAUGUAAGAGUGUCGGAUACACGGAUAUCAUCUGCAAUGAUCGUAGUUUCAUUAAUUC
Messenger RNA from Amaranthus tricolor (Joseph's coat), 986 nucleotides. RefSeq lists its product as uncharacterized. The transcript is spliced from 7 exons. The record is from RefSeq and is a predicted model, not a curated record. NCBI's taxonomy places the organism in Eukaryota, Viridiplantae, Streptophyta, Magnoliopsida, Caryophyllales, Amaranthaceae. The coding region runs from base 360 to 641 and encodes 93 amino acids.